AUGAACAAUAAAAGGGAUCUGAAUGAACAGUGUUUGAAUCGGAUCCCUGAUCUCUCACUGCAUAUUAGCCCCCCCAACAGUACUCCUUCCUUUGAAGCAGACACUCAGCUUUCCUUAGCAGCUGGUGCAAGUACUUAUGAAGAUCAAACGAGGCACGUAAAUGUUCCCAAAUGGGGUCAGAUGAGUAAUAUAAACCAUGGGAUUUCAUGGCUUGAUGUUUCUGGACUGAAACCCAUCAAGGGGAUCCCCGUUUACUGUAACCCUAGGUUUAAUGGGGUUUCACCGGAGAGAGCAAGGCCUCAGUUUCAUCAGCAGUACAGCCAAUAUGUCUUGUCAAUGGAGAGUUCGAGAUUUAUACCUAAAUUACAAAGCAGAAGGAGCACAAGGGCACCCAGGAUGCGUUGGACCAGCUCUCUCCAUGCUCGGUUUGUUCAUGCUGUGGAGCUUCUUGGCGGCCAUGAAAGAGCAACUCCCAAGUCUGUGUUGGAGCUUAUGGAUGUCAAAGAUCUAACCCUCGCCCAUGUUAAAAGCCAUUUACAGAUGUAUAGAACUGUUAAGAGCACUGACAAACCUGCAAUUUCCUCUGAUGGGUGUGCAGAAGAAGAUUGUUUGCCUGUUUCCAGAAAUUCAAUGAGUGACAACUCCUCUAGUCGGGGAGUUUGGUGUUCGAGUUCUAGGAAUCCAGACGAGUUUAGCCGAUCAUCUCAAUCCGGAAAACAGUUCAACGAAAGCGACUUUGGUCAACAAAACUUAACGGAGUCAAACGUAGAGCUUCACGGCCCAAGCUUGGAGUUCAGCUUAGGAACACCCCGGCAGACACAGUAAAUUAAUGUAUGAUGGGGGAAACAAAGGAAAUAGGUAUAUAUGGGUUAGAAUUCACUCAUAAUUUGGGGAAAAAAAUUAGUUUUACACUUUUAUAAGA
This is a messenger RNA of Hibiscus syriacus, 922 nucleotides long. Its product is annotated as transcription repressor KAN1-like. Gene Ontology annotation, molecular function: transcription cis-regulatory region binding. The transcript is spliced from 6 exons. NCBI's taxonomy places the organism in Eukaryota, Viridiplantae, Streptophyta, Magnoliopsida, Malvales, Malvaceae. Gene Ontology annotation, cellular component: nucleus. Bases 1 to 825 code for a protein of 274 amino acids. The record is from RefSeq and is a predicted model, not a curated record. Gene Ontology annotation, biological process: abaxial cell fate specification; regulation of DNA-templated transcription.